Molecule: messenger RNA, 1386 nt
Organism: Pipistrellus nathusii (Nathusius's pipistrelle)
Lineage: Eukaryota; Metazoa; Chordata; Mammalia; Chiroptera; Vespertilionidae
Source: the annotation of a GenBank genome assembly
AUGGGCAACCUGCUCGGCGGGGUCAGCUUCCGCGAGCCCACCACCGUGGAGGACUGCGACUCCACCUGGCAGACGGAGUCGGAGCCGGAGCCGGAGGAGUCGGAGCCCGAGGAGCCGGAGCCCGAGGAGCCGGGGCCGGGCGGCGGCGAGGGCCCGGGGCAGGAGCCCGAGCAGCCCGCGCAGCCCCCGGAGCCGGCCGGCGGGCGGCCCCGCGCCAGCCCCGCGCCGGACCAGGACGCCGCGGCGGCGGGCGCCGAGCAGGGAGCUGAUUCCACUGAAGCAACUGCCAAACCAAAGAGAAGUUUUUACGCUGCAAGGGAUUUGUACAAAUACAGACACCAGUACCCACAGAACGUCAAAGAUAUCCGGUAUCAAAAUGACUUGAGCAAUCUUCGCUUUUAUAAGAAUAAAAUUCCAUUUAAGCCAGAUGGUGUGUACAUUGAAGAGGUUCUCAGUAAGUGGAAAGGAGAUUAUGAGAAGCUGGAGCACAAUCACACUUACAUCCAAUGGCUUUUCCCCCUGAGAGAACAAGGCUUGAACUUUUAUGCUAAAGAGCUAACUACAUAUGAAAUUGAGGAAUUCAAAAAAACAAAAGAAGCAAUUAGAAGAUUUCUCCUGGCUUAUAAAAUGAUGUUGGAAUUUUUUGGAAUAAAGCUGAUUGAUAAAACGGGGAAUGUUGCUCGGGCUGUUAACUGGCAGGAAAGGUUCCAGCACCUGAAUGAGUCCCAGCACAACUAUUUAAGAAUCACCCGUAUUCUUAAAAGCCUUGGCGAGCUUGGAUAUGAAAGUUUUAAGCCUCCUCUUGUAAAAUUUAUUCUUCACGAAGCUCUUGUGGAAAAUACCAUUCCCAAUAUUAAACAGAGCGCGCUGGAGUACUUUGUUUAUACCAUUAAAGACAGGAGGGAAAGGAGGAAGCUCCUACGUUUCGCCCAGAAACAUUACACGCCUUCAGAGAAUUUUAUCUGGGGACCCCCUCGGAAAGAAGACGCAGGAGGCGGCAAAGCCCAGAAAAUGCCUGCCCCUCCCGCCUCCAGUCCUAACAGUCAAACUUCUAUGCACAAAAAAUCGAAAGACUCCAAAACUUCCUCCUCAGCAGCUCCUGUAAAUAGCAAAGCAGCUGAAGAAAACAUAGCGGCGCCUAAAGAGCCUGAGGAAGUCGCAGACAGGCCCUGCACAGAGCCCAGCAGCGAAGCCGCCAGGCCGGGGGACGCAGAGGAUGGGAACGCUGAAAGUCCAAAUUCUCAACCAGAAGAAGCAACGAGUAAUCCCACAGAGAAAACAGAGAGUGCAUCUCCUCCCGAAAAAGAUGAAGAAGGUGCAAGUCAUAGCAAAGACUGUGAAAGUCCUGGAAAUACAGCUUCCCAGGAUGAGGUACUGAUUCAGUGA